UUCCCUUGCUUCCUUCCCUCUUCUGCUCCUUUCCCCCCCUGCUGGUCUGUGGACACUGCAGAGGGAUCUCCCCAUUGCUCAGUUCCCAUCAGGGAAGACUGUUAUUGUGGCCUUAUUCUUAUUUUUGAGGAAGGGAAGGGGUCUUGUUGGCAAGCUUCUCUGAUGGUUCCCAACCAUGGGGAAGGACCAGGAACUGCUGGAAGCUGCUCGCACUGGGAAUGUGGCUUUGGUGGAGAAACUCUUGGCUGGCAGGAAAGGAGGGCUCCUGGGCAGUGGAUCUGGACCCAUUCCUCUAUCCAACUUGCUGAGCAUUUGGCGAGGACCAAACAUAAACUGCACGGAUACUUCAGGUUACACUGCUUUACAUCAUGCAGCCUUAAAUGGUCACAAGGAUGUAGUUAUCAAAUUACUUCAAUAUGAAGCAUCCACGAAUGUGGCUGAUAAUAAAGGGUAUUUUCCUAUUCACUUGGCUGCAUGGAAAGGAGAUGUAGAAAUUGUGAAGAUUCUUAUCCAUCAUGGGCCAUCACAUUCCAGAGUGAAUGAACAGAAUAAUGAAAAUGAAACAGCCUUGCACUGUGCAGCCCAGUAUGGACAUUCAGAAGUGGUAGCUGUUUUGCUUGAUGAGCUCACUGAUCCAACAAUAAGAAACAGCAAAUUAGAGACACCAUUGGAUUUGGCAGCUUUGUAUGGCCGUUUACGGGUAGUGAAAAUGAUAAUCAAUGCCUAUCCAAACUUGAUGAGCUGUAACACAAGAAAGCAUACUCCUUUGCACCUAGCUGCACGUAAUGGCCACAAAUCUGUUGUACAAGUGCUAUUGGAAGCUGGGAUGGAUGUCAGUUGCCAGACAGAAAAGGGGAGUGCAUUGCACGAAGCAGCUUUGUUUGGAAAAGUGGAUGUAGUACGCAUUCUGCUAGAAACAGGAAUAGAUGCUAAUAUAAAGGACAGUUUGGGCAGAACUGUGUUAGAUAUUCUUAAAGAACACCCAUCACAACAAUCACUCCAAAUUGCUGCACUACUGCAAGAGUAUGUAGAAACAGGAAAUGCUACAGUUCCAGAUGAACCUGUACAAGAAUGUCCAGUGACAAAUCACCAGGAUCACCAGACUUGUGUUAUAUUUCCAGAGGUUUCUCCAACACAAACAACUAAAAGUGAAGUUGUGACUGGGGAGUUAUCAAAACUAUUGAAUGAAAUCAAACUUUGCCAAGAAAAGGAUUAUUCUUUGGAAGAGCUGUGCCAUACGGUAUCAGACCACUAUCUUGAUAACGUUAGCAAAGCAUCAGAAGAAGAACCUGUGAUGAAUGGAAGCCAAGCCAAAUCUACUGUAAGGCCAUCUUCAACUAAUGUGUCACCAACUGAAGAAGAAGAAGAAGAUGGAGGUGAAAAUAGUUGUGGACCUACAGGUUUGUGGGAAGCACUGACACCCUGUAAUGGAUGCAGGAAUCUUGGAUUUUCCAGUCUUACUCAGGAGCCAUUUCCAAAGAAAAGGAGUUAUACACUGGAAGCAGUGCCAUCUGUUUCUUCUGAUGCAUUUCCUGUAGAAAAUGAGAAUGAUCUCUCUGAACUGUUGGAUAUAGCAGUCACAAAAAAACCCUGUUCUUUAGAAAUCAUGAGAGGACCUUCAUCAAAGACAGAUAAUGCACCUCAAGUAGCAAUUAUUGCACCAGGUACCAGUAACCAUAGAAACAGUUCAACAGGCCCAACACCUGACUGUUCUCCUCCAUCACCAGAUACUGCACUAAAAAAUAUAGUGAAAGUUAUACGGCCUCAGCCUAAGCAACGUACAUCAAUAGUGUCAGCUUUUGAAUUUCACCGAUUAAAUCACAAUCAUGAGUAUUUUGAAAUCACCUCUUCCAUAGGAUAUGCAAGCUUUACUUCCAGCCCUCCAAUCAGUCCAGCUAAUUAUUCAACUGGAUCAGUUGAUGGCAGCAUUGAAGAUAAUGAUAUUCCAGGAACCCAGCAAACAUCAAUUGAAAGUGAGCAUCUUGAAGCCUAUCCUUCUGAGCAGUUUGCUGGUCUGCUUCAUGGAUCAUCACCUGCUUGUGACCCACCUGAUAAUCCACUUCAGCUAUACAGAAAAGCAAGCCCAUCUGAUGAAUUACAUAAUGACAGUAGCUUGAACCUGAGUAUUUUGAAUCCAAUGCAGUUACAGCAAGAAUGCAGCACUGACCCUCCAAUUAAAAAGAAAAAACCACUUGUUUCAAACAGAACUGUAUUUCUUUCAAAAAAUAAUCUAGGAGAAACUAAAACACUGGCUGGCAUUACAAGAACUGGGGAUCAAUGGAUUGUGAAUGCUGCAGGGUUUGUGGAACGUGCUUGCACGCUAGGAAGAAUAAGAUCUUUGCCAAAGACUCUUCUUGACAUGCAUUUAUCCAAAUAUGUUUCAAAAUCUGACUCUAACCUUAUUUCCUAUCCACCUACUGAACAAAAAGCAAGAAGAAAUUGGAAUGAAUCUAUACCAGACCCUGAAAACUCCAAAGGAGCAUCUGAAAGAACACCAUCAUUUACUUCUGAGUGGGAAGAAAUUGAUAAAAUUAUGAGUUCCAUAGAUGCUGGUAUAAUCACGGGACUGGGAGAGAUUAGCAAUGGUGUACCAACACCCAGAUGCCCUGUCCAAACAGUGGGACAAUGGUUGGAAAAUCUUGGGCUACCUCAGUAUGAAAACCACUUGCUGGCUAAUGGAUUUGACAAUGUACAGUUUAUGGGAAGCAAUGUUAUGGAGGAUCAAGAUCUCUUGGAAAUUGGAAUACUUAAUUCUGGACACAGACAAAGAAUUUUACAGGCAAUCCAGCUCCUUCCAAAGAUGAAACAGAUUGGUAAUGAUGGCUACAAUCCCACCUCUGUAGCAGAAUGGCUAGAUUCUCUGGAACUGGGAGACUACAUCAAACUGUUUCUGAUAAAUGGCUAUACAUCGAUUGACCUUGUGAAAAAAAUCUGGGAUAUUGAAUUAAUUAAUGUAUUAAAAAUUAGUUUGCUUGGCCAUCGGAAACGUAUUUUGGCGUCACUGGGAGACAGGCUGCACGAAGAUCCUCCUCAGAAACCACCGCGAUCUAUAACCCUCAGGGAACCCAGUGGCAACCAUACUCCUCCUCAGUUGUCUCCCUCACUCAGCCAAAGCACUUACACUACUGGAGGCUCACUCGACGUACCACACAUUAUCAUGCAGGGGGAUGCAAGGAGAAGAAGAAAUGACAGCUAUUUCGAUGAUAUUCCCCGGUCAAAGCUGGAAAGGCAGAUGGCUCAGUCGUCAGUCUGUGAGAUUUGGACCAACCAGAAUGCAGGAUAUCCUUACACAGCAGUCCAUCAGGUUCAUAAUACUGGAGACUGGGGUGAACCAUCGAUUACCUUACGGCCUCCAAAUGAAGCUACAGCAUCAACGCCAGUACAGUACUGGCAGCAUCACCCAGAGAAACUCAUCUUCCAGUCGUGUGAUUACAAAGCAUUUUAUUUAGGUUCUAUGCUGGUAAAAGAGUUAAGAGGUACAGAAUCAACGCAAGAUGCCUGUGCGAAAAUGAGGAAGUCUACAGAACAAAUGAAGAAAGUCCCUACCAUUGUUUUAUCAGUCUCUUAUAAGGGAGUAAAAUUUAUUGAUGCAACAAAUAAGAAUAUUAUUGCUGAACACGAGAUUCGUAACAUUUCCUGUGCUGCACAAGACCCUGAAGACCUCUCUACUUUUGCUUAUAUCACAAAAGACUUGAAGACAAAUCAUCACUACUGCCAUGUGUUCACAGCCUUUGAUGUGAAUUUAGCCUAUGAAAUAAUUCUCACAUUGGGACAGGCGUUUGAGGUAGCCUAUCAGCUUGCACUUCAAGCAAGAAAAGGAGGACAUUCUUCAACCCUUCCAGAAAGCUUUGAUAAUAAGCCUACCAAACCCAUUCCCAAACCACGUGUUAGCAUUCGAAAAUCUGUGCAGAUAGAUCCCACUGAACAAAAGACUCUUGCCAACCUACCGUGGAUUGUAGAACCAGGACAAGAAGCCAAAAGAGGAAUUAAUACCAACAUUGACAGAAGAAUGACAUGGGACGAAGACAUUUCAAUUACAGCCCACGAGAGGAGUGGGAGAUUGUUUUCACGCAAGCACUUCUCUUAGGACUUUGCCACAGUGCUUUCUUUGAUUUCGUAUUUUACUGUUCUACUUUUACAAAGGUCUCUAACAUUAAUGCUGCUGAGUAAUACAACAAUUCAGUUGUGGUUGGUUUUUUUAAAAAAAAUCUCAAACAUGACCAUUUUUAAGUUGAAACAGAUUCAAAUUAUGUAAUGCAAGAUGUUUCUGGAACCGUGGGAGUCCUAUACAAAAAAUUAAUUCUACUGCUUAAUAUCUUUUAAACAAUUAGUAAGAGCAAAACAUUAGCUUCCCUGGUUUGUUUUUUGCUAGUUUUAUGUAAUCGUCAUGCCAUUUAAUCCUUUAGAGAAAUGAGAAAUGUAUAGCAGUGUUACAAAGAAUCAGAGUUUUAUGAAUGGCUUAAAAAGAGGACUAAUAAUGCAUGAAAAGGCACCUUGCAUUGAAUAUUUUUGUGGGAUAGAGGAAAAUUAUAAGUAUGAAUAUUUAUAAAGAAAGUCAGUAAUUAUGAAGAGAGUUUGGAUUUAUUUUAAAGUUAAAUAGCUGCUACUGUUCUGUCUGCCAGAGCAGAAACAGUGGGGUCAUCAAUACACUGGAUGGUUCGCUUUGUAGGAGGAGUACGACAGAUGCCACCAGUGCUUGCACUACAGAUACACACAACUGUACACAGUUUUUCAAGCAACUAUAGCCAUGAGUUUGAGUUUCUAAGAAUCCGAAAGAUGGUUUUAAUCAAAACUAGAAAUUUUAUCAAAUUUUCUGUCUCAGAAAGCUGGUUUUCAUGAAAAAGUACAACUCAAAAGGAUUUUUCCUAAAUAAACUUUAAAAAAAUUCCAAAGUAAUAAAUUCUUUCCACAAAACAACCUGUUGAGCAUUGGCUUGACAUUUGACUUAAUACAAAUUUGCUUACAAUUUUCUUUGAAGUAUUUUAAUUUUGUAAUGUCUUUGUGGAGUAUUUGUAUAAUAACAUUAUGUAUAUUUCAGUGGAACUGAAUGAAUUAUGAAGUAAAAAAUAUCAAUCAUAGGCAAAAAAAUACAUUUUAAUGUAUAUUCUAUCCAGUCAAAUUGUGAGUCAUUUUGAACUUCAUUAUAGAGAUAUUGAUGAAUAGUGUGGUUGACUUAAUGUUUUUUAUUAUUCUUUCAUAUUUAACUGAAGAGAUUUCAGUUACACUCAACCUGGAUUUUUAACAAAAUUGAUAAUGGAACCUGAUUUAAAAUUGAAAAUUGUAUAUGAUUUAGUUGAACCUAAUCAUAGCGCUGAAUGACAAGAAAACACCUUUUAAUACAGUAUUCAAUUUACUUGAAACGAUCAGCUCCUUGUACAUAUUUUGCCUAUUCAUUGUUGAUAUGUAUGUAGUAGGCUGAAAGAAAACACUGAAAAAUAUAGUACCAAAAGGAAUAUUGUAUAGGAGAAAAGUAAAUAGUAGCCUCACUGCAACAAAUACUUCUAUGUAAAUAUGCUUGGGCUUCCAGUUAUAAAUUUUGUAAUUUUUGUCAUUAUUUAUAUCCUAUGAAAGCACACAAAAUAAAUUGAAGUUGUACAGUCAA
This is a messenger RNA of Anolis sagrei ordinatus, 5602 nucleotides long. It is a transcript of the gene ANKS1B, whose product is annotated as ankyrin repeat and sterile alpha motif domain containing 1B. Gene Ontology annotation, biological process: ephrin receptor signaling pathway. NCBI's taxonomy places the organism in Eukaryota, Metazoa, Chordata, Lepidosauria, Squamata, Anolidae. Gene Ontology annotation, cellular component: cytosol. Gene Ontology annotation, molecular function: ephrin receptor binding. The record is from RefSeq and is a predicted model, not a curated record.